Messenger RNA from Leucoraja erinaceus (little skate), 2210 nucleotides. RefSeq names its product jagunal homolog 1a (gene jagn1a). The transcript is spliced from 3 exons. The record is from RefSeq and is a predicted model, not a curated record. The coding region runs from base 185 to 736 and encodes 183 amino acids. Gene Ontology annotation, cellular component: endoplasmic reticulum membrane. NCBI's taxonomy places the organism in Eukaryota, Metazoa, Chordata, Chondrichthyes, Rajiformes, Rajidae. Gene Ontology annotation, biological process: endoplasmic reticulum organization; granulocyte colony-stimulating factor signaling pathway; vesicle-mediated transport.
ACGGACGGGCUCGCGGCGCAGCGAGGGCGGGAACAACGGACGGGCGCGCGGCGAAGCAAGGGCGGGUACAACGGACGGAGCAACGGGAGCGCGGCGGGCGCAGUGUGGAAGACGCACGCUGAGUCAGUCGGCUGGUGCAGCACUGUUGCGGCCGGUGUCUGGGUGAGAAAGUUGUUUGUUCACAAUGGCAUCGCGUGCUGGUCCUCGUGCAACAGGAACAGAUGGUAGUGACUUCCGCCAUAGAGAGAAAGUAGCUUCACACUAUCAGAUGAGUGUAACUCUGAAGUCUGAGAUCAAGAAGCUGAUAAUUGCACAUUUAGUAAUCUGGACACUACUCGCUCUGCAGGUUAUUGUCAGCCAUUUGAAGUUGGUGUCACAUGACCUGAUAGCUAUGCCAUACCAGUGGGAAUACCCAUAUCUGCUGAGCAUUAUACCAUCCAUCUUUGGUUUUGUAUCGUUCCCUCGUAACAAUAUAAGUUACCUUGUGCUUUCUAUGAUUAGCGCAGGCCUCUUCUCCAUUGCCCCGAUCAUUUAUGGUAGCAUGGAGAUGUUCCCCAUGGCACAGCAGCUAUACCGGCAUGGAAAGGCCUACCGAUUCAUCUUUGGCUUUUCUGCUGUAUCUGUCAUGUACUUGGUCUUGGUUAUUGCAGUGCAAGUGCAUGGCUGGCAGAUUUAUUACAGCAAAAAACUACUGGACUCUUGGUUUACAUCCACACAGGAAAAGAAGAAGAAAUAGUCUGCAGAAGCAAAGUACAAUUUGAAAACUAUUAGAAGAUUGAGUUAAUUUAUGAACUAUGGUGAAUAUAAUCAGUCCAUUAAAUAUAAUACGGGGGUUACAUGAAGAUAAUCUUGAAUAGGGUGUUUUUAUUUUAUCUUUAUACCCAAAUGUUUGCUUUUCCAAGUAAAGUUAGAAUUCUCCCAAUAUUUCACAUUAGUUAUUCAAAUAUGUGUUUGUUAGUUUGAUGAUUGAUGUAGCUUUGAAAAUAUCAUGGUACUGUCACUCAGUAGUUAGAUAAUGCAGAAUAUACCGAACUGAUGACUUGUCUAUUUUUUUUUUGUCCAUCUGUAUUUCCUCUUGACAUAUCAACUUGUGAUUUUCAAGACGAAAAGCAAAUGGAUGAUUUUGCAUAUCAUGAUAUUGCUGCAAGAUUAUGAAUUUCUGCAUCAGUCUUCUGCGAUGAAACUGGAUGUGUGGCAUGUGGACUAAAGUAUUAGAGCUGGGGAUUCUACUACCCAAAUUGGAUUGAAUGGUGUUCAGUUCAGAAUUUGUCUUCAGUUCUUGCAGAUUAGUUCGACUAUGUUUUCUUUAAAGAUUCCAAAAUUAUCUUUUUUUUACUAAAGUUAAUCAUAAAUGGAGUAUAUUAGUUUUAAUUUCUCUCAUGACCAAUGACUUCUGACAGUUACUUUAUAUGUACUUUUAAAGUUGCAACUCAUGAAUCUGCAUUUUGGAUAUACCUGCAGCUCAUUUAGCAGUUGAUGAUUAGCCUGAUGUAUAAUUGUGUAGUUAUAGAUAUGUUCGAGUGCUACUCAAGUGUUGUCACACAUACAAAUUAUGAUCAUGGUCUUAAAAUCUUUUUAUUUCCAUCUCUUAAAAUCGAUUUCUUAAGUCUCAAUACCAAUAUUUGAUUUCUUUAUAAUCAGCUCUGGUAUCGUAGAGGUUAGGUCAGCUGGACAUGAGCAUGCUAUUUACAGUGAGACAGAUCUUGUGGUUUAUAUAUGACAUUCUUUAGAGAACUUCAAAGGCAUCUUGCAUUUCCACACUGGCUUCAGAGAGUCUUUAAUUGUUUACAUAAGAGUAAGAUGGGAUCAAAUCCAUGCGCCAAAUUGUUUGAUUAAAUUCUUGUUUUACAAUCAAGGUAACCUUUUGGCAGGAACUUCUUCCUAUUUAUGAGAAUGGCAAGAAAUUUGUAAUUGCUGCAGGGGUCAUUAGUAACCAUAUUUUACUUACAUGAAAAAUUAUACCAAUGAAUAUGUUAAUCUAAAUUGAAUAGUUGUCAUAUGUGCAAAAGUUAGUCAAAUGGAUUUCAUUUGUUCUUAUUUUUACCAUUGCAGAUUUUAUUUACAGCAAUGAUUGAAUUGUUACACCAGACCUGAUUUUGUUUUAGUACUGAUAUAAUGUAAUAUAUAUGGCCUCAAAAUGUAAACUGAAGCAUGGUUGAGCCCUAUAAGGUAUGUGUUUGUUCUUCAUGAAUAAAAUCGAAUUGUCACUA